This is a messenger RNA of Pipistrellus nathusii (Nathusius's pipistrelle), 1557 nucleotides long. The record is from the annotation of a GenBank genome assembly. NCBI's taxonomy places the organism in Eukaryota, Metazoa, Chordata, Mammalia, Chiroptera, Vespertilionidae.
AUGCCCGGCGUGCCCCUUUCAGACCCCUCCGCUUCCUUCGCGGAGUCCGCAACCCCGUUAGGUGCCAGGAGGAAGGUGCAUUUUAGUAGCAUACAUGAUGCAGUACGCGCUGGAGAUGUAAAGCAGCUUUCAGAAAUGGUAGAACGUGGAGUCAGCAUUAAUGAAGUUGAUGUUCUCCACAAAUUUACCCCUUUACAUUGGGCAGCACAUUCGGGAAGCUUGGAGUGUCUUCAUUGGCUCCUCUGGCACGGAGCGGAUAUUACACAAGCAACUAUGAGAGGCUGGACAGCAGCUCACAUAGCUGCAAUCAGGGGUCAAGAUGCUUGUAUGCAGGCUCUCAUAAUCAAUGGAGCAAAUUUGACAACUAAAGAUGAUCGUGGUUGCACUCCUUUACAUCUUGCUGCAACACAUGGACAUUCUUUCACUUUGCAAAUAAUGCUCCGGAGUGGAGUGGAUCCCAGCAUAACUGAUGUGAGAGAAUGGAAACCUGUACAUUAUGCAUCUUUUCAUGGACGACUUGGCUGUUUGCAACUUCUAGUUAAGUGGGGAUGUGGCAUAGAAGAUGUGGACUACAAUGGAAACCUUCCAGUUCACUUAGCAGCCAUGGAAGGCCACCUUCACUGUUUUAAAUUUCUACUCAGUAGAAUGAACAAUGCAACACAAGCUUUAAAAGCCUUCAAUGACAAUGGAGAAAAUGUGCUGGACCUGGCCCAGAGGUUCUAUAAGCAGAAUAUUUUACAGUUUAUCCAGGGGGCUGAGUAUGAAAGAAAUGAUCCAAAAGAACAGGAAAGUUUAGCAUUUCCAGGUCACGUGGCUGCCUUUAAUGGUGAUUUGGAAAUGCUUAAGAAAUUAAUAGAAGAUGGAGUAAUCAAUAUUAAUGAACGUGAUAAUAAUGGAUCAACUCCUAUGCAUAAAGCUGCUGGACAAGGUCACAUAGAAUGUUUGCAGUGGAUAAUUAAAAUGGGAGCAGACAGUAAUAUUACCAACAAAGCAGGGGAGAAACCCAGUGAUGUGGCUAAGAGGUUUGCCCAUUUAGCAGCAGUAAAGCUAUUAGAGGGGCAACAGAAAUAUGAUAUAGAUGAUUAUGAAAUUGAUGAAGAUGAUAUGAAGUGUUUUAUAAGACAUGGUGUUGAGGGAAGCACUGAUGCUAAAAAUGAUUUAUAUCUUAAUGAGUCGGAUAGAACAGAUGCCAGAAUGAGAGCUUAUAAGAAAAUUGUAGAAUUGAGACACCUCCUGGAAAUUGCUGAGAGCAACUAUAAACACUUGGGAGGGAUAACAGAAGAAGAUUUAAAGCAGAAGAAAGAACAGCUGGAGUCUGAAAAGACUAUUCAAGAGCUGCAGGACCAGCUGCAGUAUGAACGACUACGGAGAGAAAAGCUAGAAAGUCAGCUGGAUGAGUAUCGAGCAGCGGUGGAUCAGCUCAGGGAGAACCUGGAAGAUAUUCAGGUCCCCAGUCUCAUAGCAGUGGAAGAUGACUCUUCUGUUGAAUCAAGCAAAGAGAAGAAGCGAGUGAAGAAAAAAGUGUCUUCUAGGGGUGUUUUUGUGAGAAGGUACUAA